Terrapene triunguis (Three-toed box turtle) is the source of this 3009-nucleotide messenger RNA. It is a transcript of the gene SLC38A1, whose product is annotated as solute carrier family 38 member 1. The record is from RefSeq and is a predicted model, not a curated record. Gene Ontology annotation, molecular function: L-glutamine transmembrane transporter activity. Gene Ontology annotation, biological process: amino acid transmembrane transport; L-glutamine transport. The transcript is spliced from 15 exons. Lineage: Eukaryota; Metazoa; Chordata; Testudines; Emydidae. Bases 84 to 1556 code for a protein of 490 amino acids.
CUCACGUUGUGGCUACUGUCUACCUACAAAAUAUACACUAUUAUUUGGAUAAACAUUUGGAUACUUAUACUUCCUAGAUCAGGAUGCCUUUCAAAAGCGGAUUAGAAUUAACUGAGUUGCAGAAUAUGACUGUCCCUGAGGAUGAUAACAUCAGCAAUGAUUCAAAUGAUUUUACAGAGGUAGAAAAUGGCCAGAUAAAUAGCAAGUUUAUUUCGGAUCGGGAGAGCCGAAGAAGUCUCACAAACAGUCACUUGGAAAAAAAGAAAUGUGAAGAAUAUAUUCCAGGAACAACCUCAUUGCAAAUAUCUGUCUUUAAUCUCAGCAACGCCAUUAUGGGUAGUGGAAUUUUAGGUCUUGCCUUUGCAUUAGCCAACACAGGAAUCAUCCUUUUUGUGUUUCUAUUGUCUUCAGUGACAUUGCUGUCUAUUUAUUCAAUAAAUCUCCUGUUGAUAUGUUCAAAGGAAACAGGCUGCAUGGUGUAUGAAAAGCUUGGCGAGCAGGUCUUUGGCACUCCAGGAAAAAUGAUUGUUUUUGGAUCCACUUCUCUCCAGAAUACUGGAGCAAUGCUGAGCUAUCUCUUCAUAGUAAAAAAUGAGCUGCCUUCUGCCAUAAAGUUUCUUAUGGGAAAAGAAGAAGCAUUUUCGGCAUGGUAUGUGGAUGGGCGAAUUCUUGUUGUAGCCGUGACAUUUACUAUAAUCCUCCCCCUGUGUCUUCUUAAGAACUUAGGGUAUCUUGGAUAUACUAGUGGAUUUUCCCUUGGUUGCAUGGUUUUUUUCCUCAUAGUGGUUAUCUACAAGAAAGUUCAACUUUCCUGCCCAGUACUGGAGCCAAGUGCAACAUCACCUAUCAUAUCAAAUGUUAGCUCAACACAUGAAGAGAUGUGUCAACCAAAGUAUGUUACCUUUAAUUCCAAGACUGUUUAUGCUUUGCCUACCCUUGCAUUUGCAUUUGUGUGCCACCCAUCGGUCCUUCCAAUUUACAGCGAACUUAAAGAUCGCACACAGAAGAGAAUGCAAAUGGUUUCAAAUAUCUCAUUUUUUGCCAUGUUCGUUAUGUACUUAAUGACUGCCGUUUUUGGCUAUUUCACUUUCUAUGACAAUGUGCACUCAGAUCUGCUUCACAACUACCAGAGUAGAGAUGACAUCCUCAUCCUGACAGUGCGUGUGGCUGUCAUUUUUGCAGUCAUACUCACAGUGCCAGUGCUGUUUUUCACUGUGCGUUCUUCUUUAUUUGAGCUGGCUAAAAAAACAAAAUAUGACUUAUGCCAUCAUAUUGUGGUUACUAUUGUCCUCCUGAUUUUCAUCAACCUGUUAGUAAUUUUUAUCCCCUCAAUGAAGGAUAUUUUUGGAGUUGUAGGAGUAACUUCUGCCAAUAUGUUGAUUUUCAUUAUUCCUUCAUCGCUGUAUUUAAAAAUCACACAUCGGGAUACGGAAAAAUUUACUCAGAGGAUUUGGGCUUCUCUUUUCAUGGCAUUGGGAAUAUUGUUUUCCCUAGUGAGCAUUCCUUUGGUCAUCUAUGACUGGGUGCACUCAGGAGACAAUGCUGAAGGCAACUGAAGUCAACAUCAUGCUGAAAAAGAUACAUCCCUGUUUGCUACUCACCAGAAUCACCACCAUUCUGUUUUAUCUAUCCCAUCCAUUAUGAGUUUACUCAAAUCAAAUCCAAAUAAUGAAAUACUGAUAUAGAUGUAUUUGCUUGCAGAAAAUGCCCAUUUCCCCAACAGCAAUAUCAGUUUCUCCAAUUCCAGUGAGUUAUCAAAUCAAUGUUAAGGUUGUGUUGAUUGUCUGCGAGGGUUUAUAUGGCUUUGCCACUUGGUUCCAAUCAUAAUUAAUUUUUACUCUUCUGGCCAUGAAUUAGAUUGUUCUAGUACUAGUCUUAAAACUUCCAAACCAUAAUAUUUAGUCCUUUGGAGCAAGCAAUGUAUUUGUUUUUGUUUUGUUUUACAAAUCCAGAUUCUAGAAUAGUUUUCACAAAUGAUGUUCAGCUCUCACCAUCUCUUUUUUAACCAAAACUCUACUCUUAAAUUGCAUACAUUUGAUCUGGCUUUUCAUUACUAUUUUGUAAACCACUUCCCCUCAUUUAGUAAGUGUAGCAUUCUGGAGUGUUUAUAUGAAGGGCACCAUGAAAGCAUCAGCUGGUGUUAGAUAACAGUAUGUCCUACACUUGGUGCUGCUCUUUUAAAAAAAAAAAAAAAAGGUCAUUGGAGCGGCCAGCCCAAAUGGUUGAGCUGAUAGCACAUCAAAUCACUGUGCAGAGACACAUACUCAACCAUGAGUGAUCUUAGACCAAGAGGAAUAUAAAACCCUUUUGAAACUGACCAGAAACAGACUUGGUAUAGAGCACUGAACAUUUGAAACCAACCAGGAGAAGGCAGAGCUGAUUUCUGUGUGAAAGGAAAGAUUCAGAAAUAUGCAUUUUCUUCCAUAUAAACCAAUAUUUACUAAAUACAUCUACACUUUUCAAGAAAAAAUGAAAAAUUCCAGUUAUAUCAAAAACCACCACCUUUAGUCAUACUUAAUGCCUUUUCCUUUAGGAUAGUUUUGCAUAUACCUAAAGCUGACCUUGUAAAGAAGUUAACUUAUUCUUUUAGGGUCAGCCCUCCUCCGAUUGAAGUCAGUGUGUGUUUUGACUCCAGUGGGAACAGGAUCAGGCCCUUAUGCAAAACUGGAUUCUUAAUUGGAAUCAAGCCAGAUUUUUAUUUUUUUAAUAUCUCUUUAAAUAGAACACUUUUUUAUAUUUAAAAAGCCUAUUUCUGUUUCUUCGGGAUCAAACAAAAAUAGCGCUAUAAAUUAUUUGCAGAGCCACUCUAACUUUGCAUUUAUGUUGUGGCAUAUUGUCAGUUUGGAGAAUGGCUCAGGUUAGAGAUUCGGGUACUAAGCAGAUGAUCUUUAUCAUCACAUACCGAAUCAUUUUUAGUAAUAAUGUACUGCCAGGGACACAUAUUUGUUCAUGUUGUAUUGUUCUUGAUGUGUGAAUUAGAGAGAGAGUCUGAAUUCUGCUGUCAAACAU